Morchella importuna is the source of this 1899-nucleotide messenger RNA. RefSeq lists its product as uncharacterized. The record is from RefSeq and is a predicted model, not a curated record. The transcript is spliced from 5 exons. The coding region runs from base 1 to 1899 and encodes 632 amino acids. Lineage: Eukaryota; Fungi; Ascomycota; Pezizomycetes; Pezizales; Morchellaceae.
AUGACUCCAAACACCGCUCAGAGCACUCCCGGUAGCUCACAGAACACAAAUCAACUUCCCAAUAAGAAGCGCUUGCGUGACAUAGAUGAAGAUGAUAACGAAAAGACCCACCGAAAAACCAAGAAACACAAAUCGUCCCGAAAACAUAAGAAACACCGAACUUCCUCAGGUCGCAAAUCGUCCCACAAAACUGUCAAGCCUAUCCCGGAGAAGAUACCAGAAACACCCCCUAAGCAGUCGCCAGUGCUUUCCGGUUCCGAACCCUCUGAACCAUACAUAAGUGACGGUCAAGACCCAGCAACAGGCCCAGCAACAGGCCCACUAGCAGCAGUCUCCACUGCUUCCUCAGCACGCAGCAGUGCUUCAUCAGAGGCCCUUGUACGGACGACCGUACUUAGGGUUAGUGCUACCCCACCAGCACCUGCUAGUGCUCCACAAAAGAACUUUGCCCGGAAGACCAUAGUCCCAAGUCAAGUUCUCACUCAGUCCAAGUCUAGUGCAGUCCGCUCAACAGGCCCAGCAACAGGCCGCUUGACAGGCCCAGCAGGCUCUACUACUCCCUCAUCAGCACCCGUCAGUGCUCCACCGAAGGUUCUUGCACCGGAGACCCCUACAUUCAAGCCCCGAUGCCCCUCUCGGUUAUUUUCUAGUGCAAGCCCGUCCGAACUAAUAGAUCACCUCUCACCAGUACGACAGAGACGAAUUAGACCCGAGCCAUCGCCGAUUGUCCGAGACAUCCCCGAGUGUUCAAGAGACAUCCCCGAGGAUUCAAGAGACAUCCCCGAGCUCGACCGCAUUCAAGAUGAUUCAAGCAAGCAAAGCGAAGAUGACUUUAGAGCACUGGCGAGUGCUCUACAGUGGCUCAUCGCGGAUGUUGGCAUGAAGGAUAAGUUAUCAAGAGGACAGGGAGACCGUCAGUUCAAAGAGGCUGCCGGUGAUAGUGAUGAUGAUAAUGACGGCGGUGGUCAGGCAGCCGGAAGACGCUCUCGCAAAGGGAAAGAGCGUGCAGUACCUCCGGAACUUGUACGACCUUCCAUAAUGGUUACCGUGGUGGACCCCGAUGCUCUAGGGGCAUUCUUUAUGCUCGUCCCACCACCUACUUAUGACUGGAAUGAUCCCCUGAACGAACCUUCCUUCAUCGGAAUCUUGACCAAGAUAACUUUCCCAGAGCUAUGCAACUUGAUCCUGAAGCAGACCGCACCCGGCAGAGCAGUCAGGACUAUCUGGGGGGCAAUUGAGAAUGUCUCCCCAGCAGCUGUUCCUCCCGUUCAGCCGGUGGAGGUACAAAUUACCGAUUCAGAGGAGCUCGAAGGUUGGUUGAAGAAGAGCAAUGCCAGGCCUUGGGGGAUAUUGGCAGUCCUCCACAGAGCAGGCGCGGGUGCUUACCUGGGUGGUACGGAAUCCCCCCCGUUGAACCCGGCUUUCCCUCACGUUGAGGAAGAUGAUCAUAGCAUGAUCGAUAUUCCUGCAGAGGAUUCGGAUUACGAGGAGGGAAAGCACCAGAUAAAUUCCAAAGGACUGAGGCAGGAUGCUAUCGACGAUUUAGACCCCAAAUACCUUAGGAAGUAUCCUUUGGGUGUCGGGGUUGCUGACCCAAACUUCUUACAGUGGACGAUUUGGACACCUACCGGGAUUGCAGCCAAGAGAGCUGCUGACGCACUCGCGGCUGCUGGUGGUGGCGGCGGUGGUGGUGAUGGUGGUGGUGGUGGUGGUGGUGGUGGUGGUGGUGGUGGUGGUGGUCUAGGACCUCCACCGCCUCCGGGCGGACCUCCUCCUCCUCCGGGUGGCGGUGGUGGUGGAGGACCAGCUGGAGGCGGUGGUGGUGGUGGUGGUGGGCCAGCUGGAGGCGGUGGUGAUGGUGUUGGUGGUGAUGGUGGUGAUGGUGGUGGGCAUCAUUAG